AUGUCUAACGGGUCUGAGUCUACGGAGCCGGGCUCUUCUUCUGCGGACUGGGGAUCGUUCUAUGUGGAGCUGGGAGAAACAGCAACAAGUGACGAUGCGAAACACCUUAUCAGUGAUACGACACGUUCAACUGACGAGCUCCUUACACAGGCUCGAGACCUGAUCAAAACCUUUCAAGAAUCUGACGAGUUCCAGAACGUACCUCUGUGGUUUUUGAAGUUCAAUGGCUGUCUCGACAAGGUCUUUACUGCUAUGCUGGACACAGCGAGCGAAUGUGGUGGGGAUGCUGGACUGAGAUACGUAGCAAGUGCCAUAUGCACUUGCCAAGUUGGAUAUCAAAAGAGUGACUUGAAGACCACACUUCAGCAGAUGAAGACACUCGGAUUGACGUGGUUUGCUCAUCUUCUAUGGCUUUUCAAGGUCUCUAGCUCUUACUCCCGUUUACCACGAGCAGCAGUGGCAAGCAAUAUUGCUCAACAGGCUAUACCGACUAGAAGAGGAACGGAACUUGAUCUUUCGGACGCGCCCUCCAGUAACAGGACAAGAAUCAUGCGGGAACAGGUUUUGCGCCGCCAAAACUACCAAUGCCCUGUAACUGGCGUAGGCCAACGUGAUCUAUGCGGCCGGGCUGGACAUCAGCGAAUUCCAACAACAACAUUGUGUGCGCCGGGUGACUUAUACACGCAAUAUUACGACGAACGGACGAAAAACGGUUCAUGGACUAAGUAAUAGAUCGUAUAGUUUUCUUCAGGGCAGAGGAGAGGUGAUAACAGAAUAAGCAAACUUAAAGCAAUGGACAGAGAGGAUCCGCCACUGCCUGGCUCACA
Messenger RNA from Desarmillaria tabescens, 827 nucleotides. RefSeq lists its product as uncharacterized. NCBI's taxonomy places the organism in Eukaryota, Fungi, Basidiomycota, Agaricomycetes, Agaricales, Physalacriaceae. Bases 1 to 729 code for a protein of 242 amino acids. The record is from RefSeq and is a predicted model, not a curated record. The transcript is spliced from 4 exons.